Molecule: messenger RNA, 903 nt
Organism: Cetraspora pellucida
Lineage: Eukaryota; Fungi; Glomeromycota; Glomeromycetes; Diversisporales; Gigasporaceae
Source: the annotation of a GenBank genome assembly
AUGCAUUUGAAAAACCAGUUCAUUUUGGUCGUUAUAACCAUUUUUAUGGUUUCCUUCUUGGAUGCAACUGACAAUCUCAAUUAUUUCACAAGAGAUGAUGAAGAAAAACCAUGUCCACGAGUCAUGCUUACGGCUACUUCUGAAUCGGAUAUAAAGGGUCAAUUAACGUUUUACCAAGAUUCUGAUGGAGAUAUAUGGCUUGCUGGUAUUUAUCAGUACGGAUUUCAAGAUCCAAAAAAUUGGGUUUACGACUGGACAAUUCGAAAUGGAUGUGGAGAUAUUCUUUCUAAUCUUACUGAUUAUAUUGAUAUGGAAUUCGUUAAGGAUAGUGGAUGUAAUGGUUAUUCUUCUAAUGAUUCGAAAGAAGAUUUCAACAAGAGAAAUGGUUAUCUUAAUUAUUUUAAUAGGAGAAAUGGUCAUAAUCAACCUGAAAAAUGUGAAAUUGGACCAUGGGGAACCAAACCAAUAAUUAUUCAAAUUGAUGAAUUAACUUGGGAUUGUAAUAAAAAAGGUUUAAAAUAUCAAAAAUGUGAUGAUAAGGAUAUUUAUAAAGAUCAAGUAAUUAAUUAUGAUGAUGAUAAACUUCCAAAACGACUUGAUGAUCAAGGACCACCAACCGGCUUGUAUCUUAUAAUUGAUGGUGAAACCAAAUCAGGAAAACGUGCUAAUAGUCAAUCCGUUGCUGCGAUUAACAUUAAUGAUCAUGAUGAAGGCACUCCUAAUCCAGAACCUAAACCAUCACCUCCACCUAGUCCAGAACCUAUUCCACAACCUACACCUCCUCCACAACCUAAUCCACAACCUACACCUCCUCCACCUACACCUACUACAUUAGAGACCACGAAAGUGACUAUAACAGUUACAGUAACUUCAACACAACCAGGUCAUACGAAAAGGGGGUAA